AUGUCUUUGCGCUGGACUUCACGGGUGCGGAGAAGGGCUAAUACGAGGCUGUCUGUCGUUCUGUGGGAAGAGUAUUACGGCACUCGAGUUGAGAGGCUCCUGUGGUAUGGGAAGUGGGGGAAUAAUGGACGCUUUGGGUCCAUGCUGGUUUGCAAAGCGCCGGUUCUGGCUGAUCCCGAGAUGGAUAUGCAGAAUUUGCGUUUCAGGCGUGCGGACAUGCAUUGGGGCGUCUCGGGAGACCUGGUUGGAGCUGUCACGCAGUGGAUAGAGGGCAGGGACAUGGAAACCCGGGAUUUUCUGGCAAGGCCAAAGGUGGGUUUCGUGGCUUUGCGUGGCGAGCUGUUGGACGACAACGAUGAGAGAGAGAGUAUCUGGAUCAAGUGGAGCGAGGAAGCUUCGACAUUGAUGCUCACCUCGAUCAAGAAUUGGGAACAGAAGGAGAACUUGACCUUGCCUAAUCUGCUUGGCUUGAACGUCAAGGUAUACGAGUAG
Molecule: messenger RNA, 492 nt
Organism: Drepanopeziza brunnea f. sp. 'multigermtubi' MB_m1
Lineage: Eukaryota; Fungi; Ascomycota; Leotiomycetes; Helotiales; Drepanopezizaceae
Source: RefSeq, a predicted model, not a curated record